CAAGAUGUUGCUUUCGAGACGUGCAUGCUACAAGUGUGGCAACAUUGGCCACUAUGCUGAGGUCUGCUCUUCUUCUGAGCGGCUUUGCUACAACUGCAAGCAACCUGGACACGAGUCCAGCAGCUGCCCCCGUCCUCGCACGACCGAGACUAAGCAAUGCUACAACUGCCAAGGACUGGGUCACGUCCAGGCUGACUGCCCUACCCUGCGGUUGAACGGCGGUGCCAACGGCCGGUGCUACAACUGCAACCAGCCUGGCCAUCUUGCUCGCAACUGCACCGCUCCUGCUGCGCAGGGCGCUGGCGCUGGUGCUGGUGCUGGUGCUACGGCUGGUGCUGGUGCUGGCCGCGGGUACCCUGCUCCUCGUGGAAACUUCAACGGCGGUGGCCGCGGUGGUUAUGGCGGUUUCCCCAGAGCCGCAACUUGCUACAAGUGCGGUGGCCCGAACCACUUUGCUCGGGAUUGCCAGGCUCAGGCCAUGAAGUGCUACGCCUGCGGCAAGCUCGGCCACAUCUCGCGUGACUGCACUGCCCCUAACGGUGGCCCUCUGAGCUCUGCUGGCAAGGUUUGCUACAAGUGCUCUCAGGCUGGUCACAUUUCUCGCGACUGCCCCAAUAACGAGGCUGCUGCUCAGCCCGCUGCUGAGUCGACCCCCGCUGAUGCUCCAGCUCCUGCUGUGGCCCCGGUUGCGGCUGUUGCUGAAGCCAGCACUGAGGCUGCCCCCGUCGCGGCUGCGGCUCCUACUACCGCUGCCGCGUAAAGUGCCUUGUUGAUUCUUUCUUUUGGCUAUUCAUUUCAACAGCACACCAUCUACUUUUUUUUUUUCUUUUUUUCUCUUUGGGUUUUCCCUAUUUACUUAUACUCUUCGAAUGCUUUCCCCCCCUCUGCAUAUAUUCUAAGUCUUAUUUCAAUUCUUUUCUCGGAACCGGCACCGGCUUUUUUACUAUGUAUAUGACCACCAAAAAGUUUCACGAAGUCUCAGGAUCUCAAAUGGCUUGGAUUCCACCCAUGGCUCAAGUCUCAUGACCGGCGUCUAUUCUUCUACUAUUGCUACAUUCUCGGCUGAAUAUAGGUGCGACGAGAGAAAGGAAAGAGACGAGGCAAGAUGAAGGGUUUGCUUGAGUGCAGAAAGAGAGGACCAAUGGACUGAAGCAGAGAUGUGUUUGAUGUGCAAACAUGUCUUCAACGAUGUAUGGAUGGGAUGGUCGGUGCUGAAGACCUAGGGGGGCAGGAUCAGAGGAA
Messenger RNA from Penicilliopsis zonata CBS 506.65, 1242 nucleotides. RefSeq lists its product as hypothetical. Gene Ontology annotation, cellular component: cytoplasm. Lineage: Eukaryota; Fungi; Ascomycota; Eurotiomycetes; Eurotiales; Aspergillaceae. The coding region runs from base 5 to 760 and encodes 251 amino acids. Gene Ontology annotation, biological process: positive regulation of cytoplasmic translation. The transcript has 7 exons. Gene Ontology annotation, molecular function: mRNA binding; zinc ion binding; translation regulator activity. The record is from RefSeq and is a predicted model, not a curated record.